Molecule: messenger RNA, 600 nt
Organism: Beta vulgaris subsp. vulgaris (sugar beet)
Lineage: Eukaryota; Viridiplantae; Streptophyta; Magnoliopsida; Caryophyllales; Amaranthaceae
Exons: 1
Coding region: 1-600 (199 amino acids)
Source: RefSeq, a predicted model, not a curated record
AUGUAUUACAAAAGCCGGGGUAAAUCAAAGUGGUGUGAGUUUCACAGGGACUACGGUCACGUAACAUAUGACUAUAAAGACCUCAAGGACGGGAUCGAAGACCUCAUCAGAAGAGGCUACUUCACCGAGUACCAAACGAGGGUCGACCGGAAGUCCCCAUCUAUAGAAGAUGAAAACGGUAACAGAAGGUCAGUGAAAGACAGGAUCACCGAAAUCCAAGUCAUAUCUGGAGGGCCGACACGAGGUGGAAGCAUACAUGGUGCCAAAGCUAUCUUGAAAGAAGUGAGACACCAAGUGAACUACCACAACAUGGGGAAAUGGCUGGCACCACCAACCAUGUCGUCAGUAGCCUUUACGUUAGAGGACGCUAAGGGAAUUGUCUAUCCCCAUGAUUAUCCCUUGUUAGUAUCUCUGCAGAUAUCAAUGGCAAUGGUGCAUCGCAUGCUGGUGGAUGGUGGAAGUUCCGCCAACAUCCUAUUCAAGGAAACAUUCGCUAAGAUGGGCUUCGAAACUACAUGUCUGAAGCCGGUCUCAUAUCCAGUUAUCGGUUUCACAGGGGCAUCUGUCAUCCCAGAGGGAACCGUUAAGCUUGCAGUUUAG